Molecule: messenger RNA, 3484 nt
Organism: Fulmarus glacialis (Northern fulmar)
Lineage: Eukaryota; Metazoa; Chordata; Aves; Procellariiformes; Procellariidae
Gene: ERBIN
Product: erbb2 interacting protein
Exons: 18
Biological process (GO): neurotransmitter receptor transport, endosome to postsynaptic membrane; neurotransmitter receptor transport postsynaptic membrane to endosome
Cellular component (GO): postsynaptic density; postsynaptic membrane; adherens junction
Molecular function (GO): protein binding
Source: RefSeq, a predicted model, not a curated record
GCUUCCAGAUGGAUUUUCCCAACUGUUAAAUCUAACGCAGCUGUACCUGAAUGAUGCUUUUCUUGAGUUUUUGCCAGCCAAUUUUGGCAGAUUAACUAAACUCCAGAUAUUGGAACUUAGAGAAAACCAGUUAAAAAUAUUGCCAAAAACCAUGUCCAGACUGACUCAACUGGAGAGACUGGACUUAGGAAGUAAUGAAUUCACAGAAGUGCCUGAAGUACUUGAACAACUAAGUGGGUUAAAGGAAUUUUGGAUGGAUGGUAAUAGACUAACGCUUAUUCCAGGGUUCAUAGGCACUUUGAAACAACUGACCUACUUGGAUGUUUCUAAAAACAACAUUGAAGUAGUUGAAGAAGGUAUUUCAGCUUGUGAAAGCCUGCAAGACCUACUGUUAUCCAGUAAUUCACUUCAGCAACUGCCAGAGUCUAUCGGUUCCCUGAAGAAGGUAACAACACUUAAAAUUGAUGAAAACCAGUUAAUUUAUUUGCCAGACUCCAUAGGAGGGUUAAUAUCAGUAGAAGAACUGGACUGUAGUUUCAAUGAGAUUGAAACAUUGCCUUCAUCUGUUGGGCAGCUGUCUAAUAUAAGAACAUUUGCUGCAGAUCAUAACUUUCUAACACAGCUGCCAUCAGAGAUUGGAAACUGGAAGCAUGUAACAGUGUUGUUUCUGCAUUCUAACAAGCUUGAAUUUCUUCCUGAAGAAAUGGGUGAUAUGCAGAAAUUAAAAGUCAUCAAUCUGAGUGACAAUAGACUGAAGAAUUUGCCAUUUACCUUUACAAAACUGCAACAGCUCACUGCUAUGUGGCUAUCAGACAAUCAGUCUAAACCACUUAUCCCUCUUCAAAAAGAAGCUGACCCUGACACACAGAAAACAGUGCUUACUAAUUACAUGUUUCCCCAGCAACCAAGGACUGAGGAUGUCAUGUUCAUAUCUGAUAAUGAAAGUUUCAAUCCAUCUCUGUGGGAGGAACAGCGGAAACAGCGUGCUCAGGUGGCAUUUGAGUGUGAUGAAGACAAAGAUGAGAGAGAGGCACCGCCUCGGGAAGGCAACCUGAAGAGAUAUCCAACUCCAUAUCCUGAUGAACUGAAGAAUAUGGUCAAAACAGUCCAGACAAUUGUACAUAGGCUAAAGGAUGAAGAAUCUACUGAAGAUACUGCCAAGGAGUCAAAACGAGAAGGCCAGACAAUUUCUGUAAAAGAUGUCGGGGUAAAGACUUCAGAAAUUGCUUCAAUAAAGAACAAAGCAGAUGAGAGAAAACAAUAUUCAAAACAGAAGCCUACUGAACCAGAAGCUGAGCACAGCACUGCAAAUUCACACAUGACUGCACUUGUUAAAACCUUGCAGAACACGAAAACAAUUGUCAACCAUGAAGACACACUCGAGGAGUCAGAAGAACUCUCCUCUGAUGAAGAGAUGAAAAUGGCAGAAAUGCGACCACCACUGAUAGAAACCUCCAUAAAUCAACCAAAAGUGGUAGCUCUUAGCAAUAACAAAAAAGAUGAUUCAAAAGAUGCUGAUUCCUUAUCAGAUGAAGCUACCCACAAUAGCAAUCAAAAUAACAGCAACUGUUCCUCUCCUUCUCGAAUGUCAGAUUCUAUUUCCUUAAAUACUGAUAGUAGCCAAGAUAUUUCUCUCUGUUCUCCAGACAAAGAAACACGUGCUGCUGCUUUAUCCAAGAUCAGGAGGGAAGACGAAAAUUUGAAUAAUCUUUUGCAAAAUGGAGGUGAAUUGAGCAUUACAGUAGAAGAAAAAAUAAAUGUGCAAGAGAAGGUUACAAAUUUGUCUGAAUAUGAAUUAAGCAUUGAAGAAAGAUUAGGCCUGAUAGGAAAAGGUGUUGAUCUAAGCACUUCUACAGAGGAGUCUCACAAAUUAGACCAAAUAAACAUGAAUAUCAAUAAACUGGUUAGUGAAGAGGCAGUGCCAGUUCCUGUAGAAAGGUUACAAACACAGGAAAUAGUUUCAGUAAAGGGCUUUUUGAAUAACAACACGAAAGAAGAAAGUGAGCACUUGGAAAAUGGAAAUAAAUGUCCUAUAAAUAAAGUAAACGGACAUCCUGAGGAAGCAGUACAGUCUCCCAGUAAAGACAAACUAACAAGAAGCACUACAGUUGAUGGUGAUUCUGCUGAGCUGUCUGUUUCGAGGAGCACCGAAGAUUUGUCCCCACAGAGAAGUGGUUCUGUGAUGAAAUCUCACAGCAUCACCAGUAUGGACACCGGUGGUCUGAAAAUCUAUGAUAUUGUCAAUGAGAAUGGAUCUCAACAGCCAAACUCAGUGGUAAAAUCAGCAUCUGAUAGUGUAGAUGGAAAAAACAUAGUCCGAAGUAAAUCCGCUACGCUUCUGUAUGAUCAGCCUCUGCAGGUUUUUCCUGGGUCAUCAUCGUCAUCUGAUUUAGUAUCUUCUACAAAAACUGUGUUCAAGUUUGACUCAAAUCACAAUCCCGAAGGUGCUAAUGUAGUGAGAGGAUCAGUGACAAGUGGUACACAGAUGUUCUGCGCUCCCCAGUAUAAUAUUCAGUACAGCAGCAGUGCAACAGCGAAAGACACCUUGUGGCCCCAGAAACAAAACACCCAAAUAGAACAAGGCAGCUUGCCUCCUUCACGUCUGCUUAGGUCUGACAGUACAGAAACCCCCAGCUAUGUAAAGCAUUCUGCCAAUAUGAAUUUCUCCAAUCAUAAUAAUGUUCGAGCCAGCGCUGUGUAUAACACUCAUCAACGGAUGGCUGGGAGACAUAUAGAUAUGUGGGCUAUUCCACCAAAUGAUAGACUGCUCCCAGGAGCAACAACCAGACACACUCUUCAAAGGCAGAGCAGUGUAUCUUCUACAGCUUCUAUAAAUGUUGGGGAUACUGGACCUUCAAGGCGGACCCAGGUUCCUGAAGGGGACUAUUUAACAUACAGAGAUUUGCAUUCAAUGGGAAGAGCUCCACCAGUAAUGUCUGGGCAACAGAGACCUCUUUCUGCCAGGACAUACAGCAUCGAUGGUCCAAAUGUACCCCGACCACAGAGUGCUCGGCCAUCGGUGAAUGAAAUACCAGAAAGAACUAUGUCAGUUAGUGACUUCAAUUACUCGCGGACUAGCCCUUCAAAGAGAUCAAACCCAAGGGUUAACUCUGAGCAUUCUUUAUUAGACCCUCCAGGAAAAAGUAAAGUCCCUCAUGACUGGAGGGAACAGGUGCUGCGACAUAUUGAGGCAAAAAAGCUAGAAAAGAGCAUGCUGUCUAGGUCCUUUAAUUCCAAUUAUGCUGCAGUUAGCAGCUUUCACUAUGGCAGCUCUAGGGAUCUGCAUGGCAGCCAGGGUAGUGUUGCCUUGAGUGUUGCAGACGGAAGAGGUUCUGGUGUGCACAUUGUUCGACAUCCCCAGGCUUCUACUCCAGGAGAUCAAUGCCAGGAUGAAGUAUUCAUUUCAGGACAGCAGAAUUACUCAUCUGCCACACUUAGUCUCAAAGAUGUUCCUCCAGACAGCAUGAAGAAAAUAGCUGUGCAG